UAGAACCAGUGAUCUUUCGGUUACUGGCACAACGCUCUUAACCACUAAGCUACCUGCCGCAGUAUUGAAUAGCAUCUGCUUGAUAGUGUACUGUACACAGAUAUAUCACAAGUCAACACUGACAUUCUCACAUAAUUAUAUGCAGACAUUUACAAUAAAAAGCAUGUUAUGUGGAGUGGACAUCAAAAUCUCAAAAUCUCAUAAACUGAAACGUCAUUCAGGACAGAAUAUUUUUCUUGACCAACUCCGCCCUCUGGUGGUGAUUAUUUAACAGUAUCCUACCUGUCUGUCAUCGGGUCCCAGUUUUCCUAAAAUUAUCUGUCUGGAUUUCGCCUAUCGGAUAGGAUUAAAUGCAUAGAAGUAUAAUGAAUAGAACGGAUGUCUCCAUUCAAGUCAAUGAUUCGUCCUUUCUAUUCAAUAUAUUUGUAUGCAUUUAAUCCUGUCUGCUGUUUAUAGGUUUUCCCGCCCGCGCUAGUGUAUCUAUGUCAACCUCCUCCAACUCGCAGCACCCAGUUGUCCUCGCGCUCUACUGAUUUUGUGAUGUCACGCACGCAGUGCUUGCGAGCGCUCUCAGCGCAGCGGCGGUUCUCGCCUGGGUGAUGGCGCGGUCCGCUUCGGUGUUCAAGUCGGGUUUUCAACCUCACGACAACAAACUUCCGAUGGAAAGUGUCCUUCCCGACCCGGAGCAGCUUCUGCUGUUCUUGAGAAAACUCAAAGAGGUGUUCGACGUGUGCGACGAGGAUUCAGAUGGUUACAUUCGCGUGGGGCAUUUCGUAGACCUCGGUUCACAGUUCGGCCAAGGAGACGAGGUGAAGAAGUUGGCCAAAUUCUUGGACCCCAAUGCCCAGGGCAGGAUCAACUUCAAGGACUUCUGCCAUGGAGUGCUGGCUAUCAAAGGCUGUGAGGGGAUCCUGAAGACCACAUUGAGAGCUCGUAGUAUCACCCGGCGUCCGUAUGAGACCGACAACGGUUACUACUACCAGCGUGGUGACAAAGCCCUUGCCCAUCCGAUCAUGUGCACGCGGGUGUCCCCUAACUCUGAGCCAGGGUGCCAUCUAUUCCCAGAGGGAGAGGAGGAAGGAGAGGUGGAGGGCAGAGAGAGGGCAGAGUUAGACAUGGACAGUGCUGUGGAGAGUAACCCGGGAUCAGAUGUCUCUGAAGGGGGAAGGAGCGGAGGAGACAAGGAGGAUGGACUGGGGGCACUCUUCUUUCCUGGGGACAAGUGCAGUCAGCUAAACCCAUCGGUGACCUCUGACCUAUCGACGCGUUCCUCGGCCUCUCUGAACGAGGAGCAGUUUGAGGACUACGGAGAGGGAGAGGACGUGGACUACACUCCCAGCAGCCCCUGCCCCGAGGACGAGACGCGCACCAACGGAUACUCUGACCUGGGCUCCUCUGUACCCUCCAGUGCUGGCCAGACCCCCAGGAAGACACGCCACAUGUACAACAAUGAGAUGAUGGAUGUGUACUGCUCCCAGUGCUGUAAGAAGGUCAACCUACUCAACGACCUGGAGGCCAGGCUGAAGAACCUCAAGGCCAACAGCCCCAAUAGGAAAAUCUCCAGCACAGCCUUUGGCAGGCAGCUCCUCCAGACCAGUAACUUCAGCAGCAGCAACGGCAGCACGGAGGACCUGUUCCGAGACAGCAUCGACUCCUGUGACAUCGACAUCACUGAGAAGGUGAGUUACCUAGAGAAGAAAGUAGCAGAGUUGGAGAAUGACACUCUGAUGAAUGGAGAUCUCAAGUCCAAGCUGAAGCAGGAGAACACACAGCUGGUUCACAGGGUCCACGAGUUGGAGGAGCAGUUGAAGGACCAGGAGGCGCGGGCAGAGCAGAACACAGAGGAAGAGCAGAGACGACACCGUGAAGCCUACAGCAAGAUGGAGAGGGACAGGAACACUGAGAUAGAGCUGCUACACAACCGAGUCCAGUUGCUAGAGGAGGAGAACGGAUAUAUAUCGGUGAACAUGUGCAGACUGAAGUCUCAGACAGAGAAACUGGACGAGGAGAAGCAGCGUAUGACAGACAAGCUGGAGGACACCAGUCUGAGGCUGAAGGAUGAGAUGGACCUCUACAGGAAGAUGAUGGACAAGCUGAGACAGAACAGACAUGAGUUCCAGAAGGAGAGGGAGGCCAUGCAGGAGUUGAUUGAGGACCUUCGUCGGGAGCUGGAGCACCUGCAGUUGUUCAAGCUGGAGACAGAGAAGCCUGGCCGCGGCCGCAGCUCUUCCUCUGGGCUGACGGAGUUCAACGCCAAGACCAGAGAGAUGGAGCUGGAGCACGAGGUCAAGAGACUCAAACAGCGGUUUGUCUCGCAGGACUUUCCUCUGACCUCUGACCUCCACCACCUCGUAGUAUCCGCUGGGGCACGCCUCCGUCACGGUCAGACGGAGAACCUGAAGCUAAGGGAACAGAACGACGACCUGAAUGGUCAGAUCCUCAGUCUGAGUCUGUAUGAGGCUAAGAACCUGUUCGCCACCCAGACCAAGGCCCAGUCGCUGGCUGCCGAGAUAGACAACGCCUCACGAGACGACUUGAUGGAGGCCCUCAAGGAGCAGGAGGAGAUCAACUUCCGUCUGCGGCAGUACAUGGACAAGAUCAUUUUGUCUAUCCUGGACCACAACCCCUCCAUCUUGGAGAUCAAGACCAACUAGAACCCCUCUACUAGUAACCCACUACUAAAACCCCCUAAAGGAAUGGGGAACGGGAAAGGGAAAGGAAGACUAGCCAAGCUGGGGCAUGGGACAGCUAGACUUCAUUGCCCCCUGCUGCCCCAGGGGUGGAACUGUGAACUUGGGUGUAUUCAUUAGGCACAAAACAGAAGAAAACAGACUAAAACUGGGCGGUACAACCUGGACUCGUCCAAUUAGAAACACUUGUUUUUGUGUUCUGUUGCGAAACUUUUUGCUAUGGUGUGCCCUAAUGAAUAUGACCUUGUUUUCUCCAGCGACUGAAGCUAUAGGGGAUUUUGUUGACUUCUAAAGGGAGUUUUGGUACUUCACCGUCAUACUUCUGUUCUAUUCUGUGACUCGUCAACAGAUGUUGAUAUCUCCCUCAUUUCUCCUUCUAUUUUCUCUAUUGUUUCCUCACAGCCUCAUCUUUAGUCUUAAAAACAAUUGAGAUUAAUUAUUACUGGGAAAAACUAUUAUACUGGGCAGGUGCUUUGAAUAUGAAGGGAAAUACAGGUUGUUAAACACUGGAUAUACGUACUCUAGUGGAGUGGAGUGUUUAGAAACAAUGUGAACACAAACCUAUUGAUCUGCAACAGCAUGUGUUGUAGCCAUAGGGGAAGAAAGGAACGGAGAGAGACAGGCAGAUAGACAAACAGAGAUCUGUAGCUCCCAGACAACCCUAUCCCCACUGUUUCCAUCAAGUUGAUCUGUGUUUGAUCGCUGAAGACAGGUAUGUGGGCAGAGGCACGUUGAUGAAGAAAGUAAAGCAGCACGUGUUUCUGUGCGUAAGAAGAGUGACAGAAAGAGAUGAAAGGAGGGAGAGAAGGAGAGAGAAAGUAUUAUACAAGCAUCUCCAUGUCAAAAGAUAUUGGUGUUGACUAAAGAUGAUAUCAGCCAUGUAAAUUGAUAAUGAGAGGCAGCAGAACUUGGUGUGAUGGAAUGCUUUCAGGAGGAUGGAAUGGUUUAGUGAAGUCAAAGAAGGAACAGGUGAAGUGUAUCGGUCAGUAAAGUACAGAGGAAGAUAAGAGAAGAAUGACUUCCUAGGGAACUCUGAGAUGACGGUACAGUAUUAUCUGUGUAGAGUAAUACUGUAUGAUAAAUCCAUAUAGUAAAUCCUUAACUCACACAGUGAGUUGUUCAUUGGCUGGUUGAGAAUUUCAGAAUGCCAAUUCAUUUCUACUCAGACAUUCUGUAGUAAGUCUGUCUAAAUAGGUUGGUUAGACCUGGGAUAUCUGCUAUGAAGGUCCCAUUGCAUAGUGCUGCUAUAGCUACCCACAUAAAAAAAUACUAUAGUAUACUAUGGUAUAAAUACUAUAGUAUUCACUGUAUGGUUUUUGUGGAUUUUACUGUAGUAUUCACUGCAGUGAAUACACUUUUCUGUUUCUUCUGUAGUAUUUAUUGUAGUAUUUACUGUAGUAUACUGUAUUAUACUGUAGCAUUUACAGUUAACUAUAGUAUAAAUACUGUAA
Messenger RNA from Coregonus clupeaformis (lake whitefish), 4141 nucleotides. Its product is annotated as rab11 family-interacting protein 4A-like. Bases 600 to 2654 code for a protein of 684 amino acids. Lineage: Eukaryota; Metazoa; Chordata; Actinopteri; Salmoniformes; Salmonidae. The record is from RefSeq and is a predicted model, not a curated record. Gene Ontology annotation, cellular component: cleavage furrow; recycling endosome membrane; midbody. The transcript is spliced from 16 exons. Gene Ontology annotation, biological process: endocytic recycling; regulation of cytokinesis. Gene Ontology annotation, molecular function: calcium ion binding.